Messenger RNA from Linum trigynum, 929 nucleotides. The record is from the annotation of a GenBank genome assembly. Lineage: Eukaryota; Viridiplantae; Streptophyta; Magnoliopsida; Malpighiales; Linaceae.
AUUCCCGGGUUCAAGGAUCAUAUACUCAAAUCAAACAAAAAACAAAAGCUUUUCCAUUUUUACGCCAUAAAGGAAUCAUCUUUCUUUGCCCAAUUGCUCCCUGUAUCAGACCCACCCCAACAAUGAAGAAAGCAGCAGCGUUUCUCAUUGUCCUCCUAAGCUCCUUAGCAAUGGCAAUCACACCAGCACAAUCUCUUAUGCCCUACACGAGGUCGUCACUGUGGGACAUGAUGCUCCCUCCAGAGGACCCGUUCAGGAUCCUGGAACAGAGUCCCCUGACCAUCCCCACCAAAGGGGUAGAGGCAAUGGGGACUGCUCUAGCUCUGGCGAGGGCGGACUGGAAGGAGACGGUCGAUUCCCACGUGAUCUCUCUGGACAUUCCGGGGAUGAUGAAGGAGGACGUGAAGAUCGAGGUGGAAGAGAACAGAGUGCUAAGGAUCAGCGGGGAGAGGAAAGGUGAAGAGGAAGUUGAAGGGGAGAAGUGGCACCGUGCAGAGAGGGCUGCAGGGAAGUUCUGGAGGCAGUUCAGGAUGCCUGGGAAUGCAGACUUGGAGAAGGUGAAUGCGAAGAUGGAAAAUGGGGUGCUGACGAUUACUGUGCCGAAAGUUGCUGAGAAGAAGAAGCAGGCCAAAGUGAUUGAUAUUGCUGAGGAGAAGAAAGGUGUCUCUGCUCAGAACAUUGAGGCUACUAAGGCUGCCGCUUGAUUUCUGGUCUUUUGAUCUAUACACAUCACACUCCCAUAUAGGCUCCAGCUUCCCCUGUUUCUUGUUCAUGUUUGUUUUGCUGGAGAUGGAAGAGUGUGGACUUUGUAACUUGAGAUUGUUGAAUUGAAAUAACAAACCUUUUUGGAACUACAUUGUAAAAGUUCCAUCAGCCGGUUCUGGACCUCAAACGGAGUUAAACAGUCGCGAUAAAGAAUCAAAGAUUUC